This is a messenger RNA of Mobula hypostoma (lesser devil ray), 2416 nucleotides long. Its product is annotated as 1,4-alpha-glucan-branching enzyme-like. Bases 145 to 2301 code for a protein of 718 amino acids. The transcript is spliced from 18 exons. NCBI's taxonomy places the organism in Eukaryota, Metazoa, Chordata, Chondrichthyes, Myliobatiformes, Myliobatidae. The record is from RefSeq and is a predicted model, not a curated record. Gene Ontology annotation, biological process: glycogen biosynthetic process. Gene Ontology annotation, cellular component: cytoplasm. Gene Ontology annotation, molecular function: 1,4-alpha-glucan branching enzyme activity; cation binding; hydrolase activity, hydrolyzing O-glycosyl compounds.
GCGCCCCGCCAAUCCUCCAUGGCCCCGCCCCCUGUCGCCCAGGCUACCCGCGCCCCGCCAGUCCUCCAUGGCCCCGCCCCCUGUCGCCCGUUAUAACCCGGUUACCCCGGAGCGCGGCGCCCCGCUGCACUGACGGGUGCAAACAUGGCGGAGGUGGAGCUGCCGGCUGAGGCCCGGCUGGACGAGCUGCUGCAGAUUGACCCGUACCUGGCGCAGUACGUCGGGGAUCUGCGGAGGAGGUACAAUAAUUUUAACAAUUUGCUAAAACAAAUUGUUGCAAAUGAAGGAAGUCUUGACAAGUUUUCUCGUGGCUACGAAUCUUACGGUGUCAACCAACUGGCUAAUGGUGGAAUUUAUUGCAAGGAAUGGAUCCCAGGAGCAAAAUCAGUGUCUCUUGUCGGAGAAUUCAAUGAAUGGAACGUUUCUUCUCAUCACUACAAAUUAUUGCCGUUUGGAAAAUGGGAGUUGUACAUUCCCCCCAAAGCUGAUGGUUCAUCCCCUAUACCGCAUGGAUCCAAGCUCAAGGUGGUGAUUGGGGAUGGUACUGGUCAGCAGCUUUACCGCAUCUCUCCCUGGGCAAGAUAUGUCACCCGCCAGGUGAACUCCAGGAUCUACGAGUGGGUGCAUUGGCAGCCACCCCUCCGAUACGUGCCCCGGUAUCCUCGUCCCCAAAGACCAAGGAGUGUACGAAUCUAUGAAGCUCACGUUGGCAUUGCAUCUCCUGAAGGAACCAUAGCGACGUACAGGAAUUUCACUCAGAAUAUGCUGGCCCACAUCAAGAACCUGGGUUACAACUGCAUCCAGCUGAUGGCCAUCAUGGAACACGCCUACUACGCCAGCUUCGGAUACCAAGUGACCAGCUUCUUCGCUGCAUCCAGCCGCUACGGCACUCCGGAUGAGCUGAAGGAGCUGGUUGACGCAGCACACUCAAUGGGGUUGCUGGUACUCCUCGACAUUGUCCACAGCCAUGCAUCCAAAAACACGGAGGACGGGCUGAACCUUUUUGACGGCACCGAUUCCUGCUUCUUCCACACGGGGAGCCGGGGCACUCACAGCCUCUGGGACAGUCGGCUCUUCAACUACUCCAACUGGGAGGUUCUGCGGUUCCUGCUCUCUAACCUCCGCUGGUGGGUCGAGGAGUACGGUUUUGAUGGGUUCCGAUUCGACGGGGUGACUUCCAUGUUGUACCACCACCAUGGCAUUGCUGUCAGUUUCUCUGGCGGAUACAGUGAAUACUUUGGUCUUCAAGUUGACGAGGAAGCCUUGGCCUACCUGACCCUGUCGAACUACAUGUUACACAACUUCUACCCUGACUUUGUCAGCGUUGCAGAGGAUGUGUCAGGAAUGCCCACACUCUGCCGACCAGUCACGGAAGGGGGCGGAGGUUUUGACUUCCGUUUGGCAAUGGCCAUUCCCGAUAAAUGGAUCCAGAUCCUUAAGGAACGAAAGGAUGAGGACUGGAACAUGGGCAACAUCGUGCACACACUCACCAACCGGCGGUACGGGGAGAAAGCCGUAGCCUAUGCUGAGAGUCAUGACCAGGCUCUGGUUGGGGACAAGACCUUGGCAUUCUGGCUGAUGGAUGCGGAGAUGUAUACCAACAUGAGUGUGCUGACUCCCUUGACACCAGUCAUAAACCGUGGAAUCCAGUUGCACAAGAUGAUCCGACUGAUCACACACGCUCUGGGAGGCGAGGGCUACCUCAACUUCAUUGGCAAUGAAUUUGGUCACCCCGAGUGGCUGGACUUCCCACGAAAGGGGAACAAUGAGAGUUACCACUAUGCCAGGCGCCAGUUUGACCUGCUGAAUAAUCACCUGUUGCGUUACAACCAACUCAAUACCUUCGACAGAGACAUGAACCACCUGGAGGAGAAGUACGGCUGGCUGGCAGCGCCACCGGCCUACGUCAGUGAGAAGCAUGAAGAAAACAAGGUCAUCGCCUUUGAGCGUGCAAAUUUGCUCUUUGUUUUCAACUUCCACCAUGAGAAGAGUUUUCCUGACUACAGAGUUGGAGUCGAUCUGCCUGGGAAGUAUAAGAUCGUACUGGACAGUGACGCUGCGGACUAUGGAGGGCACAGCCGAUUGGACCAUGACACCGAGUACUUCACAGAACCGCAACCCCAGAACAACCGGCUCAACUCUCUGCUGUUGCAUCACCUUGAGCCUGACCACAUCCAGAGGAGGAAACACGCUGAACAGCUCGUCAAAUCGGGAAUUCUGCACAAGUGUAAGCUCUGUCUAAAGGUUUACAUUCCCAGCCGGACGGCCAUCAUCCUCGCUCGGGUGGAUCCCCCCAACUGACCAGGAGCACAGGGAGAACGGGGCAACAUCUGGACACGUUACCCUUCCUGCACAUUAACCCUUGCCUGUUCGAGAUUUGUCAUUAAAUAUCUGUGGUAAACUGAACACCUUCCAA